AUGGCUCAGAUAGAGAUCUGGCCGGAAAAUGAGUUGCAAACAAGGAGUCGUAUAGUUACGAAUCAACUUAAGGAUCGCGACAAUUGCAUCAUAUUGAAGAUCGAUACUCACAUGACUACAGUGAACAACAUUUCACCAUUUGGAUUCCAUUUUGAAUUGGAUAAAAAGCGCUAUAAAAAACGGAAGAAGCAAAUACAGCGGCAAAAAAUCACUCAAUGGUUCUCCUGGUUAGCAUAUUAUCAUCAUAAAUUCGGUAUUCGACACAUCUUUUUAGUUUUGCUACUAACAGCUUUUGUUUUUAUUGGCGGUGCUAUAUUUUUUAAACUAGAGUCUUCUCAUGAAAUUACUGAUCUCAAGCAAACUAUCUUACUUAUGCAAGGAAUUAUAGCUGAAAUGACUGUGGACGUUAUAAACGUGACUUUGUCUUAUAAUGGCACUCAGAGGGACGAAAAGGUCGCAAAAAUGUUGAAGACAUACUAUAAAACCAUGUUGGAAGCGGAAGGCCGAUUUCAUGGUAGUGUUUGGCACAAAGCCGAAAAUUUGGACAUGCAUCUGAUGUGGUACUACUCUAGUGCAACCUUUUACUCGAUGACGUUAUUCACAACAAUUGGUUACGGUACAAUUGUAUGCCAGACGUUUUGGGGACGUGCACUGUCUGUGGUAUAUGCAUGCAUUGGUAUACCGCUUAUGUUAGUCGUACUGGGAGAUAUUGGGGAAUGGUUCCAGAAGAUCCUCACAAAAACAUACAUCUACUUUUUGCUCAAGUGGCGGAGCUUUCGGAGACGAGAGCUAACCACACCUCUUUGUGACAUUUUUUUGCCAAUGUGGAUUGCAUUACCGCUAGUACUUUUGUAUAUAGUCGUCUGCACCUUAGCCAUUCAUUGGUUUGAUCACAACGAAGGAAAUAAACCAGGGAUAAACUUUUCUGACGCCUUCUACUUCACAUUUAUAAGUUUGACAACAAUUGGACUUGGAGAUGUAAUGCCAUAUAAUAUACAGUACUCACCUUUCCUGGCUGCAGCAUUUCUACUUGGCCUUGCUUUAGUUAGUAUAGUGAAUACAAGCAUUUACGCUCAACUAUACGAUAUUUUUUUCACCUUUGUGGAAGACGUCGAAAAACAUCUGGAACGAAUUCACAAGGAACAUUUUCGUGGACAUGGAUAUCGCGUAUUUCAGGAUAUAGAGCCGGUAUUCAGACUACUUGUUCUCUCAUUUCCACACAUAGCUAGGAAAGCAAAAGAAGAAUGGGACGAAACUGUGCAAGAAAGCUUCCAUUUAGUCAAGAAACCAAAGAAGACAGUUCGGAUGGAAGUACCUGCUCACAUUCGAAAGCGUACCAUAUCGGACAUAGCUGCUCACGAUGAGGAACAUGGGCAUCCGAACGAAAAACCGCAAACUUCUCGACGAAGGGCGCCGACUCUUGGGGCGAUGGGCGGGUUUGAUUUGGCGAAGUUUAGAAAAAUGCAUGAUGAUCGUAGAGCGCAAGAAAGAGCGAAGAAUAUGAAGAAAAGAAUGCCGAUGGUGGAGUCCGAUUCCACCACUGAUGAAUCUCAGAGUGAACCGGAGACGGAUGUUGAAGAGGUCUCGUCCUCUGAGGCAUCGCACGCGAUUGAUCUGAUAUGA
This is a messenger RNA of Necator americanus (New World hookworm), 1623 nucleotides long. RefSeq lists its product as uncharacterized. The coding region runs from base 1 to 1623 and encodes 540 amino acids. The transcript is spliced from 13 exons. Gene Ontology annotation, cellular component: plasma membrane. The record is from RefSeq and is a predicted model, not a curated record. Gene Ontology annotation, biological process: potassium ion transmembrane transport; stabilization of membrane potential. Gene Ontology annotation, molecular function: outward rectifier potassium channel activity; potassium ion leak channel activity. NCBI's taxonomy places the organism in Eukaryota, Metazoa, Nematoda, Chromadorea, Rhabditida, Ancylostomatidae.